AUCACGAACGAGAUCUCACGCCUCAGCCAGAAAACCAUGAACCUGAACGAACGCAUCAUCAGCACGCAACUGUUUGCGCAAACGAUCGACGAGACGGCCACCACGACCACCUCGGUGGGGAGUAGCGUCGGUCUGAGCGUUGGCUUUGUACCGUUCGUCGCGGCAGCAGCUACGGCCGGUUUGGCCGGUCCGAGCGGGACAACCGUAAUGUUACCAACCGACGCUACCACCUCCGGCUGUCCGGCUUCAUCUUCCGGGCUCGGGAAACAGAGUGCCGAAACGAUCCACCUAACAUCACCCCAUCAUCUACAUCCGCUCCAUUCGGGAGGCAGUGGGAGCAGCAGUAGUGUAGUCACAUCCGGGACACUAGUCCAACAGCCACAGCAACAUUCAACACCACCAUCAACUAGCAGAGCAGCGGGGAAAAGUCGUAGCUUGAGUACGGGUUCGUACAUCACCAAGGACUCUAGUGCACACUCGAGUGCCGAGCGGCUUACCAAAUCGAACAGCCACACAGAGGUGCACGUGAAUAGCGGGACAGCGGUAGCAUCAACUUCGAAAGACAGCGGAACCUCCAUAAUGCCACAGAACAAAUCGCUCGAGGAGGGCCGUUCGAUGAUCCCUUCGGCGAAAAGUUCACCACCCGUCCGGAAACCUAUACUGCGCAAAUCGAAGAAGAUCGUAAGGACCGAUUCGGAGUUCCUGAAGGGUAACAUCUACGAGAAGGAGUCGAGCGUGUCCAGCUCGCAGUACACACCGACACGCGAUCGACGACGGGAACAGUUUGCUGACUACCGCAGCAGUAAUCCAUCGUCCGAAACGCACAAAUCGACUGACGAAAGCUCAAAGAACAUAUCGACCGAUGAGAUCGACACCGUGUUCUCGGACACGAUGGAUCUGGAACAGAUGGAGCAGGACUAUCGGAUGCAUCUGAAGAACAAUCUGCAGCGGGAGUACAAGAGCGAUAGUGACACGCUGGACGAGGUAGGAAAGAAGCGAGCGCCGGACUAUAAUGCAUGGAAGAACCAAAGCUACGAGAACACGUUCGAUGUGUAUGGGAAGGAAAUUAGUGAGCAGACGGCAAACGGUAGAAGUCAUGCAGCGGGGAACGAUCGGACGGUGGUUGCGCCUUCGCCUAAAGGGGACGAUCAGCCAGAGCGUCCUUCUACCUCGACAGCACCCAAGCCGGAUCGACCCACGGAUCUCGAGCUUGGAUCGACGUCCGACGGUGGUGGGAAAUCGUCCGCUUCCUCCACGAACGAUGGUCCUUUUGGGCAUUUGUUCGAGAAGAAUUUGGGUCGGUUUAAGCGCAUGAACAAGCUGCUCAAAUGUAAACGCUUCAGUACAUCGGCACUGUACGAGAAGAAGUCAUCGGCGAGCGGAAGUGCGACCGCCUCGGACGGCAAACCAUCGUUUACUUCUCCGACGAAAAGCAUACCGAAUGCGGCACGAUCACCCGUCAAAUCGAUCCACUCGCAGUCGAAGGCGUCGAUCAGUUCUUCCAAAUCGUCGCUUUUCGGAAGCAAAAAGUCUGGCACUGGGUUCACUUUCAAAGGGAAACGGUUUCUCUUCACCGGCAAGACAUCACCCAAUAAAUCGAAGUCUAACAACGAGAUCAGCUACUAUCGUACCAAGUCGACCAAGAGCUCUAAGAAGGGUUCUGUGAAGAAUAAUAGUACGGCGUGCUUGAAUCUCGAAACGACCUGCACAUCUCCACUCUCGGAAGCGUUCUACAACACGACGGGAAGUGUCCGGUUGAGCGCGAUGGAGCUUUAUGAGAAGUUUUGCUCACAGGACUUUAGUGGACUCUACAAGCAUGAAACGGUACGAGCGGAUACGGACAGCCACGGGAGCGGGACGGACUCGAGUCACUACGAUUCGCAUCGACAUCUGGGCGCGAUAAGGAAGUACCGACGGCGCAACUUUAAGCUAUUGCGGCAGAAAAGUGAACCCAAGUUUUCGUUUCGUACUGAUACGCUGUACGAGGAUAGCUAUGAUGGGGUGUGCUAUCAUGACGAGAAGGACGAGGAGGAAGAGUACGGCACGGAGGACUACAAUCAGUUCCUGUACGAUGAGCAGUACUAUGAGGAGGACAUUGAGCAUUACAGUAUCGAGAAUAUCUACUACCAGCGGAAUGGGCUGAUAGCGCUACCCGAUGGCAGUUACGUGCAGCGGUAUCCUUAUCGCAUGGAAGACGAGGAAGGUGAUCAGGACGAGGAGGACGAGGAAGAGGAAGAGGAGGAGGAUGGUGAGGAGGAAGAAGAGGAAGAAGAGCUGGGUGAAGAGGAUGAUUAUCAGGGUGAGGAAGAGGAGGAAGAGGAGGAGGAGGAGGAGGACGAGGUGGACGAGAACGAGUUCGACGAGGAGGACGAAGAUGAGCUGGCGUUGGAAGAGGAAGAAGAGGAACGGAGACGGUUGCAGCGGUUACAGCUACCCCCACCGAUCGAGCUCGUCGCCUCGAUGGAUUCGGACUGCGAUGAGAUCUAUCUGAUGCCGCAGAACGAAUCCGAAAGCAAGAAGCUGAUCAUUCAGGACUUUCUGUUUCACCGCAGCAACGACUUUGAGGCGAGCGUCAGCGGGGACGAUUACGAUAUUGCCGAGGUGGACGAGGAAGCGGAAGAGGAGAAAGAGUGUGUGGCGCUGGAAGAAGAAAGGGAGGAACAGAGGGCGCGUGUGGAUCCGAAUGUCGGACAGCAGGAGGAAGACGACUUCGAGGAGGACUUCCGGAUGGAGCGAUACGCCGCGACGGACAAGGAAACGCUUACGAUCUACAAGAUCUGCUCGAAGGAAAGCAUACUGGAGUCGAUGCGGGGUGAAACUCCGGACCGACCGUCCGAUAAUCUACCGCACAGUGCCUCGAUGGAGCAGUACUUUCUCAAGUCGGACUGCGUGACAACGCUCGAACGGACGGCAUCGUUGGAUCUGCUGAGCAACUCGAGUGGGACGCUUAACAAAUCUACCCUGACGGACUACGCGUUCGAUACGGUGCGCAAUAUGAAUCUGGAUAGCUGCAGUACCUCCCGGUUGAGCCUGUCGCUCAAGAGCGAGAUCUUCGAGGACACGACCAAUGGAGGAGGUUCCGGUGGAGGUCCUUCGAUGGCAGCGGAUCCGAUGGCGAUCGGUGCACUGCAGGACGCUGCGUCGUGUGGUACAGAAUCAGUGGAAGCAAGCUCUGAAGUUCCUCGUAUUAAAAGCUGGAACAUUGAAGACUUUACCCUAACGCCCGAGGAAUCCUUCUCCGAUGAACAGCUCCCACUGGACGGACCGAGUGAUGCGGUGAAAGUUGCAGAACUGCUACAGGAGCGCUGUGCGGAUAGCUCCACCGUACAGGACCCGAUCGUGCUCGAUCACCACAACGGUACGGCCGAGUACACGAUCGUCGAUCUAGACGAGGAGCCGUACAUGCUCGAUCCUACCAUUUCCGAAUUUACUUCGGAGAUCACGAAAGAGUUCGACUUGUUGUUUUCCCGCGCCGAAACGGAAUCCUUGCAGGCGGCAGCAGCUGCCGCAGUAGAGACUGCACCUGUACCAACUCAACCACCCGAAGGACCUUCACAGCUUGGGGACGUCCUUAAGCUACUGAGCGAUCUUCCAACGCGCUACUCCAUGCAGAUGCUCGAACACAUCAACCUCGACUCGGACGACAUUUGUAUUCCGGUUGGCCGGGAGGAAGAGAACGGUCCAGCUCCACCACCACCAGCAACCUCGUCCGUUCCCGCAGCCCCAUCACCGAACUCUUCCGUCCCGAACCCUCCCCAACCGCCAGAAAGUGCCAAACCGCGAACACCACUCGAGCAGCCGAGCGGAAGCGGACCACGAUCGUCCACGAAGCUGAAGCUACGGUCAACCCAUUCGACCGGUGCGACCCGAACGACUGCAACUACACCGACGGCGGCGGCGGCGGCGGACCUGGAUGCCUCCUCGACCAUCGUCGCCAUCGUGGUGCCACCGGAGACCGGAGCGAUCGCACGCAGUAGCAGCAGUGGCAGUGGAAGCGAUCGACUAAAGAAGGCCCGCAGCCAGUCGUUAGGUAACUUACGAAAUAAAACCAAAUGUUUUCCAUUAUAGAAGUUAAGUAACACUGUAACAAUAAUCCUUACACUAUGGGUGCUGCCAGUAGUAGUGUAGUUGGCAGCGCACGCGAGGUAACGCCAAGGUUCACACUGCACGUAGACGGGCAAGAAGGUGGGUAGGUGGGCAGGUGGUGUCGAUGGUGACCAUUUCGACCCCGUCGCCCCCUUCCGUUACGUUGCAGUUCGUUUUAUCCCGUUUGUAGGUCGUUGUUGUGUCGGACGUGAUCGUGUAGAGUUUAGAGGAGUAGCUAAAGUCUAGACGAUAUUUUUUAUACGAUACGAUCCCGCUUUCCCCGAUUUGACGUUCGUCGGCGUGGAUCGUUCACCCAUCAGUCCUUCCCUUUCCCAGUGCUAAUCGGUGGCGAACAGCCGUGUCCAUCCGGCGCGUCUCGUAUUUAUACACAGAUUCUACCUAAGAUUAAUCUAGAGUAACAAAUUGUCUAGCCAAAGGUGUAAUGUCGAUUGUUGUAGUAAGUGAGGAAUCCAGUCGGUAAAGAGAGAGAGUGAGAGAGAAAGGUAGAGAUCCUCGUCAUUUUAGAAGUAAACACCCCCCCCCCCCCCUUAUUCGCAUCCCUCUACUCUCGCCUACAGAAAUCCUUUUCCAACAGAAAGAGUUGGAGUACUUGCUGAUGCUGCCUGUAUUCUACCUUCUGCUAGCCUUUUCAGUUGGCCUCCGUCUGUCUUUUCUAAGUGGAGCCAGCUUUUUGGAAUUGUUUUCUCAAAGCAGGAACAGGAGUUGGAUGUUUGAAUUUGGGAUUUUUUUUUAAAUCGAAAUAUUGGAUAGACAGGCAAACUAGCUAGUGAGAAUGGAGUUGAGGCGGUGAAAAAACGGAACGUUGGAAAACAGUAGAUAGAUCACAUAGACAAGGUGGAAAAGGAUGUUUUUACCGGGAUGGCGCUAGACGCCCCGGGUUGGUAGGUUGAUGCAAAAGUUUUCUAUUCCGAUGGGACCACGAUAACGAGAAGGAGACGGAUUUUGUUUGCUACUUACUACUCGCGGGAGAGCUCGUUUAUAUUUCCACGGUAAACGUUGUAAACACACAAUAACUUGUUGUAAACUUGUACUAAACAUACUACUACUAUAGAGGGCGCUAUCGCGUAAGAAUUCGAUAUCGUUUUGUAAACACACACACACACACACACACACACAUUUGCCUUUGUUAUUGAUAUAUACACACACACAGACAGAGAUUCGGAACACUCUGCCGAAGAAGUUCGAAGUUAUUCCAUUCGAUCUCCAGGUCCGAUGUCUUUCGUCAGGAAAAAGGGAAUUAGUAAACAGUUGAUUGAACUCUACAUCUUCCUACGGUAUAAGUGUGUGUGUGAGAGUGUGUGAGAGAGAGAGAUCCUCUGUUAAAUGUUAUGUAAGUGAUCGUGUAUCGAUGUAAUAGACACUAAACUAGACUGUACUAAACUCAGUGUGUAAAAGGAGAAUCGGAAGAUUGUAAAUCUCACCACACUCGUAAUCGUAAUCGUAAAUCCAACCCCAAAUGUAUAGAUAAAAUACUAAACACAAACACACAACAACAACAACAACAACAAAAAAACUUGUAAAUUGCAAACCGAGCAAAAAGAUGAAACGUUCUAAAACUUCAAUAGGCUAAACCCAUUCUAGCGAAACUGCAAAACGACCGCUCACCGCUAGUGGUAGCGUCAUUGUAAGCUGAUCGGACUGGGACAAGCAAAACCAUAUUAAGUCACGUAAUAGGUAAGGAACUUUGUACAGGCAAUAUCGAUAUUAUUUAGAGCGGAAAAUCACCCGAAUGAACCCGUUAUUGUUGAUGUUAUUCCACUAACUUCGAUCGGUUGGAGAGAGUUUUUGCUUACCAUUUGUUAGACAUUUUAAAUUUAAAACAAAAUGCGGGAUGUUAACAUUGCCCUCCAAGGGAGCGCGUUCGGUUUCGUAUUUGAAUCCUUUCGUUUUCGCCUCUUUUAAGUCACUCUGUUGAUCAUUGUUUUUUGUACUUUUAUCUCUUCAUUUCAUUUUUUUUAAAUCACUGUAAAAAAUCUACUAUUAAGGUUUAGGAUAAAAUGAUACUUGGCGAACAGAAAAAAAACAAACUGAUAAAAACCGAAAAAACCGUGAUACAGUUUAAAUGUUUGAUGGAUGAUGCAUGUGCACCGGCGUCCCCAGCAAGCAACAAUGUGUACGUAUGUGUGUUUGUAUGUGUGUGGCAUGGACUAAGUCUAGUGUAUUUGUUGAUGAUAGUAAUUUUUAAACGACGACAGCAAGUCCAGCGUCUAGAGCGUAGAUGCUUCAAUGUAUGUGUGAGGGGUUUAGGUUCGGUAUUUGUUAGCUAUGGCGUGUUGCAAACCGAUUGUUGUUGGGGACAAAAACGUUUAUUUUAAUGGUCGCCAUUCCCUCGGGGGAUUGAAGAGAGAUCGUAUCUUCUUUUGUUUUGGAGGGGGGGCAUGUGUUAGGAAAUUUAGAAAAUGGCGUACCCCUUGGAAGGAGCAAACUUCUGCAGUGGUGGGGGAAACUUUACUAGCAUUAUUCUAUAAGCGGAAUUCGAUGGGUAAAAGGAAAAUGAAAGUUAACUGAACCAAAACAAAAAACACACACACACAAACAGAACAACUAAGAAGCACUAGUACGUAAUGUGUAGAAGAACCCCUUCCCCUUGCUCGAUCCUUGCCAAGCGAGAUUCGUGCGGAGGUUUUUGAUAGUCUUUGGCAUUAUAUUUCCCUGUUUGGCCAAUUUACUUACCUAUUUUUGUCCUCCUCGACACUCCAAAGCCGCGUGGGUGUUUUUUGGAAAGCUUUUCUCCUACCAAUCUAAAGAGUGUUUCGGUGUUUUUGGUAUUUGCCUCCGAUUCAUAGCUUUUUAGAGCAGGACAGUAUUUUCCAACAAACGCCUAUACACUCUCUUUCGAACCAAUCUUACAAACAGAACCGGUGGGCUGCUGCUGUUUUUUUUUUUUUUGCAUAAAAUAAAAUUCGGAGCAAGACUCCGCCCACGCUCUUUACACUUAAACAAUCGAAUGGCCUUAGAUUUGGAUGAGAAGCGCUACGGGGAGCGAUUUAUUCACGGUGAUCAGGGAUUAUUAGAACAGGCGGUGGCGCGCAGUGUCUGCAAAGCGGACGCCUAUUCGAUCACUGUGCUCGAUCGUGUAGGAUUUUUGUGUGCCGGCGUGCGUGAGGAAAAGGAAUUGAGGAAUGAUGAGUUGAGGCAGGCUCCCAGCUCUACCCUUAUUUGUAUGCCCUCCUCUCUCUCUCCUUCUUUAUACAUAUAUUUGCUAAGCUCAAUGUGCGCAUUCAUGUGUUCAACGCAACAACCAAAACGGCGGCAUGUCGCAGUUUCGGUAUGGUUGCGAGUUUUUUCGUUUCGUUGUUAGCUGGGAAGAGAUUUUAAUAUAAAGCGACAGGCAGAUAGUGUGUAUGUAAAUCGAAAAAUAAUAAAGAGCAUAUAAAUGAACGUUUAAAACCAAAAUCCACUGUCCAUGGAGAAUCUAAGCGUGUAACGUCUGGCGGACUCCUCAUGUAACCCUUGCAAUGGAUAGAAAGGUGGAAUUUAAAAGAGUAAAAGCUAGUAUAAAAUACCAUAACCGCUAAAUUAAAAACCAAAAAACACACACACAAAAAGCUCGAUAAUUGUUAAGUAUAAACGUGAUAAAACAUACAGACACGCAGACAAACACACACACACACACACACACACACACGACAUAAACCAAGCAUUAUUUGUUGUAUUUAGUAGACCCAUACUACCAUGAUGCCACUGUUUGAAUGUUAAUGAAAAAAAUAUGGGAAAAACAGCUCCGGAUCCGGAUGACUCAAAUUAACCGAAGAAAAGUAGUAUAGCAAAAAUUGAUUAAGUUUGAAAAGGGGUUCAGAUGGUUUCGGUUCGAACAGUACAGGCAAUCGAAGCCAAAGAGUCGCUACUACCGCACAUCCCGAACGUAUCGGGACGGGAAUGAAUAAAACAAAACAAACACCUGGGGUGGUAAAACUAUGGCGUAAUACCGUAUGUGUAGAUGUCGUUGUUGAAAACAGUAGAUAAAUUAAACGUGGAAAAAACGAGAGGCGAAGAUAAUAAUAUCCAUAUGUGGGAUAGCGCAGGGAUCCUUUUCCCAUGGUCGGAUACUGUACACACCUGUUGAAUUGUACUGGAAGGCAGCACACACAUUCACAUUACAACACAAAAUCCGCAACCCUCGGCCGGUGUGAUCGUGACUGAUCGUGAAGCAUCGAUUUUAUAUGAGAAAAAUAAUCAUUCGGUCCGCUACUCACCCGCACAAACUUCACUAGCGCAGGACGAAGCGUGUACUUGUUAACUAGUAAGAAUGUACAAUAUCAUCCUCUUUGUGAGUUGAAUAAUUUACAUGUUGUUACGUUACAUUUUGGACCUUGUGUUUUACUCAAGACCCGCUUGUGUACAGCGAUUAGGGCUGUUGGCGUAUUCAAUUCUAACCACGGUGUAUAGUGCGCAUAGAGGUAAAAGCAAUAGCAAAACACGUGUACACUAUCACCAACCAAACAAACAUACACACACAUUCAAACAAACAAAGGGUGCGUAAAACAAUAUCAACGGUAUAUAAGUUGGAUACGACAAAAAGAAGAGAAAAAAGAUUGUAUGUUGUAUGUUUCCUCUGCUCCGUUUCUGUUACCCUCUUUGUAUAAUCCCAGAGUAUGGAAAUUAUUUUUAUAUUUGUGGAUACCAAAUACAUCCCGAACAUCCAGAAAUAAAACAUCGUUGGAAUAUAAAA
Messenger RNA from Anopheles stephensi (Asian malaria mosquito), 8779 nucleotides. RefSeq lists its product as uncharacterized. The coding region runs from base 37 to 4068 and encodes 1343 amino acids. The transcript has a single exon. The record is from RefSeq and is a predicted model, not a curated record. Lineage: Eukaryota; Metazoa; Arthropoda; Insecta; Diptera; Culicidae.